Messenger RNA from Antechinus flavipes (yellow-footed antechinus), 2957 nucleotides. RefSeq names its product pentraxin 4 (gene PTX4). The transcript has 5 exons. The record is from RefSeq and is a predicted model, not a curated record. Bases 1 to 1845 code for a protein of 614 amino acids. Lineage: Eukaryota; Metazoa; Chordata; Mammalia; Dasyuromorphia; Dasyuridae.
AUGAGGACUCUACUCCUGGUGCUCUCUCUCCAGCUUUCUGGUCUUACUCUGUGGGCCCUCGCCAGUGGGGGAGGCCCCCUGCAGAUGCGGCCUGAUGCAUUCUUUGCAAAGGUCCCCUUCCCACAGGUCACCAUCUCCUCCCUGGAUGCCACCCCCUUUGUACUAGCCAGCCCCCAGGGGAACUGCUCUGACCCCACUGUCUCCUGCUUCCUGGCUGGGAAGGAUCUCACAUCCACACAUCACCAUACCACGGAGACAGUGGUUGUCACUGUGGCCCACAAUGGCCAUGCUCACACCCCUGCUGUGGGGACGCUGACCUGUACCACCAAUACUGGGGGUGCAAGCACGUGUGAGCUCUCUCAGGGAAUCUAUUUGCAGAAAGCUGAUGAAUCAAGACAAAGAAAACCAUUUUUCGAGAGACUCAGAAGACUAGAAGAACAGUUCCGGAGAUUUCAAGAGGUGACCCUAACACGUCUCCAAGGGAUUGCAGAAAACUAUAAUGUUUCCUAUAACAUCAACACCAGAUUCCAAAACCUGACAGAUGAGCAUCACACCCUAGCUAUGUCUGUCAGUGAAACUCAGGCAGCGGUGCAAAUGGAUCUGAACCACUUGAAGACCUGGAUGAAGAAGAUUCAGAGAAGAUCCAGGAAGGCGGACUCUAAGCUCUUAGCCUUUGAAAAAUCCUUAAAUGAGAAGAGUAAACAGAGCUCCCAGGAGAAAAUGAAACAGAAGGAGCAGAAUACCCUCCUUGCCAAUCUCACUGGGACCAUCACACAGGAUGUUAGUACCCUUCAGAACAGCCAAAUCCAUGUGCAGACAGAAAUCAAGGCUCUACAGAACGUGAUUCAGCUGCAAGGAGCCAGACUGAACGCCGUAGCAGAGCAGUUGCAGAGAGCUUUGCAACAAGUAGCCUUCUCCCCAAGCCCAGUCACCUCUUCUCCACUCUUGCCUCAGCCUUUGAAGGAGAAGCAGCAGCCAGGCCAGCAGCUGCUCCAUGCCAAGCACAGGCACAGGAAAAAGCUGCAUCAGGACAGGCUGGAGUUAGGAACCCAAACAGAAACCCAGAAAUUGUUUCAGGAUUUGGGGAGACCUCCUCUGGAAGAGAAAGAAUCAAAUACACAAUCUGUCAGACAGACACCUCCCAAUAUAGCUGAAGUACUGAAGGAGCCAAAGCAACCCCAGGCUUCCCAAAAGACAGGAGAAAUUUGCAAUGUAGGGUCCAUGCUUGUUUUCCCCAACACUUCUACUGAGAAUGUGGUCACCUUCAGCCCAGGUUUCCUCACUGGGCUCCGGGAGCUAUCUAUCUGUACCUGGGUCCGGACCUCCUCCAGCUACCUGGGUACCCUAUUUUCCUAUGCCACUGAAGAAAAUGACAACAAGUUGGUGCUGCACGGUAGAGACACCCUGAUUUAUGGCACUAUCCACUUUGUAAUAGGAGACCCAGCCUUCAGGGAACUGCCAGUGGAAUUGCUUCUGGACAGCAGAUGGCACCAUCUGUGUGUGAUUUGGUCUUCCAUCCAAGGGAAAUACUGGUUCUAUGUGGACAGGAGGCUGGUGGCCACUGGCUCCAGGUUCAGGGAGGGCUAUGAAAUUCCUCCUGGAGGCAUCCUGGUGUUGGGACAGGAGCAAGAUACCAUGGGCGGAGGUUUUGACAGCUCUGAAUCCUUUGUGGGAAGCCUGGCAGGCCUGACGGUGUGGGACCGAGCCCUGUCACCAGGUGAGGUCUCAAGCAUCGCCACUGGAAAGGUGCUGCCAAGGAGUGUGCUCUUGACCCUGGCCAAUGCCUCCUCAUUGGAAGGAUCUGUGAAGAAGGUCAUUUGUGCUUGCCUGGAGCACUGCUCAUAAGCUAACACCAGCAAAUGACCAGGCUUUUCUCUGUCCUAUAGCUUUCCCACCCCCAUGCUAAUCCAAAAAGCAUCUCUCUGUUAUCUAAUUUUCAUAAUAACCUUGUAAGAUAGGUACUGCAAUUUUACAUAUGAAGAUCUGAAGCUCAGAGAGAUUAAAUGACUAAGCUGAGAAAGAAAAAUUUGAAUACAAGUCUUUCAAAUUAUAAUUCAAUAUUAUAUACCGUUUUCCCUUUCACUUUCUGGGGUUAGGGGCUCCAUAUGGAAAAUCCACAUAAAAAUUUUGACACCCCCCCCAUACCAGAGAAGUCUGAAUUAUUAUAGCAUUAAAAGAUAAAAUAUGAAGGACACAAUGGUGCAGCUGAUUAUAAACACUGAGCAGAACUUUCUGGCAUAUGGACAACAAAAAAAUAGCCUUUUAAUUUUGGUCAAGUAUAUAGUGUUUCUGUUUGAAACCUCUCCACAGUAAACAAAGCAUAUAUUUUGGCCUCAAAGCUUGAUGGGAUAUAUUAAAAACACAAUCAACAAUACCAUUUAUGAUAUUAUAGACACCUAUGGUAUCUAGGUUUUGAAAGAAAAUAAAAUGAGCAUGAGAGCUUGGGGAGUCAUUCCAUUCUAGAAGUAUUCAGUCCCUUGCAACUUGCAAAAAUUCCUCAUCUGUAUAUGUGUCUCAUGUCCUUUAUUAUCCCUCAUUACUUACAAGGGUCAGAUAUGCCAUCUGAAAAAAAAAAAGAACUUUAGUUUGUUUUUUUUUCUUUGAUGUUUUGAUAAAUAGUAAAGAAGCUGGAGUUGUUAAACUUUACCUCCAGUAAAACUCAGACCUAAUUUAUUUGUUGCUGUGGAAACUCUUACUGCUUUCAAUAUACAAUUAGUAAUUGACUGUUUUAUAUACUUGUUUUCAGUUUUCAUUUCAACAAAGAACCACUGUAAUUAAAGCUAUCAGAAUAAAAUCUCUGAGCAACAAGAAGAAAAAAAAAGAUAAAAUAUGCUGGUGUUAUACAAUAUUAUACAUAUACUUUAUACAUUUCUGAGUUUCUAAACUUUUUCUAUGCUAUCUGAUGGUCAUCAAUUGUCAUCUGUAGCUUCUUGAAAAUUAAAAAAAAUCUGAUUUAA